AUGUUACAGAAGGCUUACGGUGAAUCGACUUUAUCAAAAACACGUGCAUAUGAAUGGUACAGUGCAUUGAAAAGCGGUCGAGAUGUGGUGAAAGAUUUGCCUCGCUCUGGUCGGCCAUCAACAUCUUCAACUGAAGUUAACAUCGAUAAAGUGAAGGAAAUGGUGAUUGAAAAUCGUCAUUUCAGUUUGAGAGAGAUAGCCGCUGAACUUACGGUGUCUCACGAAUCAAUUCGUACCAUUUUACGCGAUUGUUUGGGCAUGAAACGCGUUGCCGCUCGACUAGUUCCGAAAGACCUCAAUUUUCUUCAAAAACUCAAUCGCGUAAAGGUCGCUGAAAACAUUCAACAAGCUUCGGAAUGGUGCCUUCCAACUGAGCCAAAACCGAAAAAACCACGUCAAAGUCGAUCAAAAGUCAAAGUGAUGUUAACUGUUUUCUUUGAUUGUCGUGGUGUUGUGCACUCGGAAUUUUUGCCAGAAGGUCAGACGGUAAAUAAAGAAUAUUAUCUGGGCGUUAUGCGGCGUUUGAGAGAGCAAAUUCGUCGAAAAAGGCUAGAUUUGUGGAAAACAAACUCAUGGAUUUUGCACCAUGAUAACGCACCAUCUCACAAGGCUAUCAUUAUGAACGAAUUUCUGACCAAAAACUCAACAAAUAUCAUCGAACAACCACCGUAUUCACCAGAUAUGGCUCCGGCUGACUUUUUUCUCUUUCCAAAACUCAAAUUACCACUUCGAGGCACUCGUUUUCAGUUGAUAGAAGACAUAAAAGAGAAUUCGCGGCGAGAACUGAAGUCGAUUCCGGAAAAUGCGUUUAAAAAAUGUUUUAAUGAUUGGAUUAUUCGUUGGCAUAAAUGUAUUAUUUCGAAAGGAGCCUACUUUGAAGGCGAUACAAUAAAUUUGAAUGAAUAA
Acromyrmex echinatior (Panamanian leafcutter ant) is the source of this 906-nucleotide messenger RNA. Its product is annotated as histone-lysine N-methyltransferase SETMAR-like. NCBI's taxonomy places the organism in Eukaryota, Metazoa, Arthropoda, Insecta, Hymenoptera, Formicidae. The record is from RefSeq and is a predicted model, not a curated record.